Molecule: messenger RNA, 708 nt
Organism: Ruditapes philippinarum (Manila clam)
Lineage: Eukaryota; Metazoa; Mollusca; Bivalvia; Venerida; Veneridae
Product: enterin neuropeptides-like
Exons: 2
Coding region: 1-708 (235 amino acids)
Source: RefSeq, a predicted model, not a curated record
AUGUCCAAGUCUCAUAUAAGGAGAAAGUCACCAUCAUACAAGGAGAAAGUCACCAUCAUACAAGGAGAAAGUCACCAUCAUACAAGGAGAAAGUCACCAUCAUAUAAGGAGAAAGUCACCAUCAUACAAGGAGAAAGUCACCAUCAUACAAGGAGAAAGUCACCAUCAUAUAAGGAGAAAUGCACCAUCAUACAAGGAGAAAGUCACCAUCAUACAAGGAGAAAGUCACCAUCAUGUAAGGAGAAAGUCACCAUCAUACAAGGAGAAAGUCACCAUCAUAUAAGGAGAAAGUCACCAUCAUACAAGGAGAAAGUCACCAUCAUACAAGGAGAAAGAGAAAGUCACCAUCAUACAAGGAGAAAGUCACCAUCAUACAAGGAGAAAGUCACCAUCAUACAAGGAGAAAGUCACCAUCAUACAAGGAGAAAGUCACCAUCAUAUAAGGAGAAAGUCACCAUCAUACAAGGAGAAAGUCACCAUCAUACUGAAGAAAGUCACCAUCAUAUAAGGAGAAAGUCACCAUCAUACAAGGAGAAAGUCUCACCAUCAUAUAAGGAGAAAGUCACCAUCAUACAAGGAGAAAGUCACCAUCAUAUAAGGAGAAAGUCACCAUCAUGUAAGGAGAAAGUCACCAUCAUACAAGGAGAAAGUCACCAUCAUAUAAGGAGAAAGUCACCAUCAUACAAGGAGAAAGUCACCAUCAUAUAA